Messenger RNA from Histoplasma capsulatum G186AR, 2457 nucleotides. RefSeq lists its product as uncharacterized. The coding region runs from base 1 to 2136 and encodes 711 amino acids. Lineage: Eukaryota; Fungi; Ascomycota; Eurotiomycetes; Onygenales; Ajellomycetaceae. The record is from RefSeq and is a predicted model, not a curated record. The transcript is spliced from 2 exons.
AUGUCCACCUCCUUCCAUUACCAAUCCACUUGUGUCGAGGAGGACUCUGCAUAUCUGGAGCUCACUCUGCCCAAUGUCGUUGCUGAUGACUUCUCCUUCGCGCCCCAAUCGAAUACCUACCCCGCAGCCAACUGCGGGCCGAUAGACCUCUCCAAACUGGAUGAGAGCAUCUCCUUCGAUAAUGUGCUGUGGGACCAUUUCAACCCAGACUUGUUGGGCUCCACUACCGAAUCUUCCAUCCAUCCAUCCACUUCGCUAUUAAACGACAUCUGGUCCACCGACUUUAAUUCCCUCCCUGACCCGUCCUCCAUCUGUUUUGAUACCCCUCAGAUGGGCUAUGCUUCACCCACCUUUUUCUCUGCAGAUGCAGAUACCAAUUCUAUUGACCGCACUCCCCCCUCACCCGAUUCGGAUGACUCCGUCCAACGCCUGAACUGGGUUAGAUCCACACUGAAGGACCUUGCCUUGGCAAGAGCAGCCAAGGAUACACGACCUGUAUCACAGAAGACGAAGCAGAUGGAUGCGUCAAUUGAAUUGUAUCUGCAGCUUCAAAACGAUCUUAGCUCUGGAUUCCAGGAAGAAUGCGCACCCGCUGCUCAAAGCAUGGUCUGGCAACCUAGCUCAACCACCACAAGCGACUCGUCAUUCGACAACAAUUCGUUGUCCCUUACCGGAUCGCCUGGCUCAUCAACCGGCAAUGUCCCGGAACUCUCCCCCGCGUCUAUCACAAGAGUCGGAUCAGCAUCCGCUGGCCCCUCUAGACCUACACCGCUGCCUGCAUCCGGUGGGGUUCAAAUGGUCCUGGACAUGAACCUGAACGAGACCACAUCGCUGCCGAGGAAGCAUCGCCCAAAGACCCAGGAGGAGCGGCAGAGGUAUAUCGCUGUGCGCAGACAGGGCGCCUGCGAAUGGCACCGCAAGCAACGCAAGAGGUGCACAUGUGUCGAUAAGACGAACUCCACCCUCACAACUGCCAAACGGAAGAAGCUAAUGAAGCAUAUUCAAACUUCCCAGCAACAUUGUUCAAGUGCUGUCACACCGGCUUCGGCCGGCGAUCGAUGGCGCAGAACCAAUGUCCGCCCAUGUUCUGGGCCGCUGAAAUCCUCGCCUACGCCACAAGCGUGUGUCAUUCCCAACUCCACUUGGCGAUGCGACGGAGGCCUGUCAUGCACUGAUCCCGAAUGCCUCGAAUGUUGUGGUAAUGAGGAACCAAUUACCCAACGUCUUCAAGUUGUGGUUCAAUCCAGUCUUGACUGCCAACGCCACAAACCAUAUAUCAAUCGCGGAACACUGGAAUUGAUAGAAUGGCAGCCAUGGGGAGAACCAUCAGGCGACCACCGGAGAUAUACUCUUCUGCCUCCUGUGCGAGAAUCGCUGGAACCAGCGUCUCAGACUCAACGCGCGAUCCGAUCUCGUUUGCAGACGACAACCGGUGUGCCUGGGUCCGUCAGGGCUGCCCAGGAUCUGGAUAUUCAUACCAUCGCAAGUCCUGGACGAGCGUACUCAUCUCGAGAUCCACAGUCCUCUCGAGACAAUCUGGGAGAUAGACCAACUUGGCCGCAUCCAGCGAAUAUCAACAUUACAUUUACCCAUGCUAGCACCAGGGAUAGUCGGCCGAACUCGCAUCUCUUGGUACGAUGCAGCGACAAGCUGGGUAUAGAUGUUGGCACCAUCCCCACUGAUGGACAGAGGAGCACUAGAAGUCCGCACGCCCAAAUUGACAAUCAACCCUGGGAGCCCACGACUAGAGCAGUGUUAGAAAUCAUGGUUCGCCUAAUGUCGGGGACGAUAUUGCGACUUGCUACAUGUCCUUCAUCUAUAUUCUCGCGAUCAUCAGCCUCAUGGCAACCUUCCGCUUCAUCUGGAAAAUGGGAGAUACAACACGCCAUUCGCAACAGAAAGCCGUCUCAUCCAGAAGCAGGGGAACCGAGCACAGCCAUAACAUGCCUCCUGAUGAUCUUGGGAUUCUCAUUUGUCUCACCAACCCUCUCAAUCGUUGCCUCCAUCUUCCUAUAUCGUGCCACCAGAUGUUCCCCGUCGUCAAGUAACCUGGCCCAUGCCAGGCAAAUCAUCAGUCGUAAAUCCCCUGCCGUUCCUGAUCACCGCAUAGCAAGAACGCAUUGCGCAGUGAAAUGACCACGAUACCCUACCCUACACUGAUGCAACCGAAUUCGCUAUGCUAUGCGUGCGUUCACAUAGCGUGGUUGUGGUUGUAAGCAAAGUGUUUGACACCAACCGUCACCCCCAACAUUUUCAUUCUUUACUUCUCUUACUUUUCUUACUUUCCUCGCCACCAUCUCCUAUGGCACCCUCACAGGGCACGGUCUGCUGGUAUUAGAUAUUUUGACAUUUACCGCCUUCUUUUUUCUAUUCUAUGUACAUAAAUAACCCAACUACAUCCUCCAUGCUCGGUAGUCCACAGCAAAGACGAAUAAAAUAUCAUAUUUCCUGAUCGGA